This is a messenger RNA of Wasmannia auropunctata (little fire ant), 2081 nucleotides long. It is a transcript of the gene Usp12-46, whose product is annotated as ubiquitin carboxyl-terminal hydrolase 46. Gene Ontology annotation, molecular function: cysteine-type deubiquitinase activity; cysteine-type endopeptidase activity. The transcript has 8 exons. Bases 555 to 1622 code for a protein of 355 amino acids. Gene Ontology annotation, cellular component: cytosol; nucleus. The record is from RefSeq and is a predicted model, not a curated record. Gene Ontology annotation, biological process: protein deubiquitination. NCBI's taxonomy places the organism in Eukaryota, Metazoa, Arthropoda, Insecta, Hymenoptera, Formicidae.
UAGUCCGAAUGCUCCGAUAUGACAUAGAGCAGGCAGGGCUCGCAGGUUUUGAUCGCUUGCGGAAAACAUUCGCACGGCGCGCGACGGAAUCGGGGGUUCGGUUCGGUUCCGGCUAAUUCGUACUCGGUGAUUCGUCGCGAGCAUCGAACGCGCGUGCACACGUCGGCAGGCCUCUCGCCGCGCGGCCACCUUCAACACCUGUCCAUCACCCUGAAUCACCCUCCCCCCGGUCUACCUAUAGCUGUCUCUACCCCCGCGAUCUGCGAUCGGGUCGCGCGACACGUCGGGGACGCGACGCGACGGGAUCUCGCGAUCUCCACGUGGAACGGCGCGGCGCCUGCAGGAAGCGGCGCCCCGUUUUGUUGCAGCGCGACGACGGUUCCACCUCGUCCUCCCCCUCCCCCACCCCUCUCCGCGACGGAGAUGCUCUAGCCGACAGACAGCCGACUCUCCCGGUCAGCUCCUCGUCCGUCGCAGUACGAUGGAGUUUACGCCGUUGCUGAAGUCCGUGCUAAGUGCUUGCCAGUGUCACGCUCGCGUCACCGUGUCAUAAAAUGGGUACAACCAUAUCGCAAUUGGAAAGAGAUAUUGGCUCCGAUCAGUUUCCACCUAAUGAACAUUACUUUGGUUUAGUCAAUUUUGGUAACACGUGUUACAGCAACUCAGUGCUACAAGCUUUAUAUUUUUGUCGACCGUUUAGAGAAAAGGUCUUGGAAUACAAAGCCAGAAACAAGCGAACUAAGGAAACCCUGCUAACAUGCCUGGCAGAUCUAUUUUACAGUAUCGCAACUCAAAAGAAAAAAGUAGGCUCCAUAGCGCCAAAGAAGUUUAUCGCCAGAUUGAGGAAAGAGAAAGAGGAAUUUGAUAAUUACAUGCAACAAGAUGCGCACGAGUUUUUAAACUUCCUUAUAAAUCACAUAAAUGAAAUUAUUCUGGCGGAGAGAACUCAGAGCAAGCCGAUUGGAGGAAAGUGUGGGGCAGGGGAUGCUGCAGGUUCGCCACCGGAGCCCACAUGGGUGCACGAGAUAUUCCAAGGGAUACUGACGUCGGAAACACGCUGCCUUAACUGUGAGACUGUUUCUAGCAAAGACGAGGACUUCUUCGAUCUGCAAGUCGACGUAGAUCAGAAUACUUCGAUCACACACUGCCUCAGAUGCUUCUCCAAUACAGAGACCCUGUGUAGUGACAACAAAUUCAAAUGCGAUCACUGCAGCAGUUACCAGGAAGCUCAGAAACGAAUGAGAGUGAAGAAACUACCUAUGAUACUAGCGUUACAUCUAAAGAGAUUUAAGUAUGUGGAACAGUAUAAUCGCCACAUAAAAGUAUCUCACAGAGUAGUUUUUCCACUGGAGCUCAGACUUUUCAAUACUAGUGAUGAUGCUGUAAACCCAGAUCGCUUGUAUGAUCUGGUGGCAGUUGUGAUACAUUGUGGAAGUGGGCCUAACCGAGGGCAUUACAUUUCUAUAGUUAAAAGUCAUGGAUUCUGGUUGCUCUUCGACGAUGACAUGGUCGACAAAAUUGAUGCGUCAACUAUAGAAGAUUUUUAUGGACUCACGUCGGAUAUUCAGAAGAGCUCUGAAACUGGUUAUAUCCUGUUCUACCAAUCGCGAGAUUGUAGUUAAAGUUUAAUAUGAAUAGCAAUUGAAGAUUAAGCACUCCUAUACGCUAAUUUCGUAUUUCAACAGAGCGCGCGGUGCAUGUGAAUUUUUGAAUGUUCUAAUAGUCUGUCAGAUUAUUUAUGGGAAUGAUGUACGAUGAACGAUGUUUCGGCUCGUAGAAUUUAUAGAAAGAGAAAGCGAAACGUAGUUCCAUAAUUUGUCCAAAUUUUGUAUAGAAUUUUUUUGGUUUGUACAAAACCAGCAGGGAGUUGGAGAAAAAUUGGAAGCAGAUUUGUAUUAGGUAAUGCUUUAUAUUUAUUUAUGUUCAAAAGCUAGUCCCCGCCUUUCGAAGAGAAUGAGUAAUUUACGUUAUUACGAUAUAACAUAACGUGUCCAUUGAUAUAAAGAGAAACGUUGGAAGCACUAUCAGAUUCUAUACAAAGAUGUAAAGAUAUGACUGAGAAUAAAAAUAUUGUUAUGAGA